Molecule: messenger RNA, 1757 nt
Organism: Amborella trichopoda
Lineage: Eukaryota; Viridiplantae; Streptophyta; Magnoliopsida; Amborellales; Amborellaceae
Source: RefSeq, a predicted model, not a curated record
UUGAUUAGGCAAAAUUUAGGAACAUGAUCAACAUUCAACAAUGCUUGUGACCAGCUAAAUUUUCUUAAAUUAAAGCGGGUUCGCUUGUUUUAAGGGGGGUAAAAAGAAGAAAAACUUUGUUUAGUUUAGCUAAAAGGUCCCAUACAGAGUGACUUUCAGGAGAAAUGGCCUGCUCUGGUUCUGUACCCCCUAACUCUUCUACCUUGCCUUACCUCAAGUCCUUGUUAGAAGAGGACUGUCACACUAAACACCCAUUUCUCCAAGAAAACACAAAGGGCAUAACCUAGAAUUUUAGGCAUAUCACCCCACAAUUAGGCCCUUUGGGCUCUCUUCCAAUCUUGCUGGUUCUAAUGCUCAAACCAAUGAAACCUGCAAUUUUGCUGAUGUGGGUUCUACCCCAAAAGCAGAAAGCCGCAACUUUAGUGAUGCACAUUAUGCUCAAACCCAUGAAACCAGCAACUUUAGUAGUGUGGGUUAUGCCCAAACCCAUGAAACCAGCAACUGUAGUAAUGUGGUUUAUGGCCAAACCCAUGAAAUCUGCAACUUUUACGAUGUGGGUUCUGUUCAAACUCAUGAAACCAGCACUUUAGUAGUGUGGGCUAUGCCCAAACCCAUGAAACCAGCAACUGUAGUAAUGGCCAAACCCAUGAAAUCUGCAACUUUUACGAUAUAAGUUCUGUUCAAACUCAUGAAACCUGCAACUUCAACGAUGUCAAUUCUGUUUCAACUCAUGAAAUCUACAACUUCGACGAUGUGAGUUCCAUUCACACUCAUGGAAUCUGCAAUUUUAUCCAUGUGGAUUAUACUGAAAACCAUCACAUAUGCAACUGUACUAGUGUGGGUCUUCACAAUAUGGGUCUAACCGGGGAGGAAGAGAACCAGUUUAAUGGGGGUUGUUCUGAGCUAGUUACUGGGGGCGAAGAUACAAAGGUCGGGGGAAUGGGUUCUGGCUAGAUUAUGGUGGCUGUUAAGAAGAGAAGUGGGCUGCCUGCUAAGAAUCUCAUGGCGGAAAGGCGGAGGAGGGAGAAGCUAAGUGAUCGGCUUCUCCUGCUUUGAUCUAUUGUGCCCAAAAUUAGCAAGAUGGAUAGGACAUCGAUUUUGCAAGAUGCAGUCAGUUACAUGAUGGAAUUGCUGCAACGGGUCGAGGUCGAGGAAAGAGAGGGAAGGAACCUGAAUAUUCGUAUGUGUUGCCCAACUAGGCCUGGAUUGCUCCUCUCCACGAUGAGACAUUUGGAUGGGCUUGGGAUUGACAUAAAACAGGCCUUUAUUAGUUGCUCGAAUGAAUUCUUCCUUGAUGUUUUCCAUGCAGAGCCAAUUGAAGGACGAGUUGCCCCUGAAGAUAUCAAGGCACUGCUUCUGCACAAUGCGGGCUAUCAAGCUACUGCAUAAGUGUGCUAACACCGAUGCAUCAAUAAGGUACAGAAAUUCAUACUUUGAAGUGGAAUUAUGAAAUAGUCUAAUCGACUAUGUAAAACCACCAUACUUCAUUGAGGUCAUCACUCUUGUCAUCCAAAGAAAUGAUCGGACAGUGAUGGCACCAAAACAGCAUAUGAUCCUCACAGUGGUCAUUUGAUUGGAAAAUAAUGGCAUUUCUGGACCAUGGUUUUUGUUAGUCUGUUUGAUAUGCUUUCUGUACUUUUAAUUCUUCAUUGCAUCUAUGAGUGGUUCUCAAUCCCCGUGAUUUGUUGAUUUGUAUUCGUAGUGCUCAUAUACUUAUUUGAGUUCUACAGUUUUCUCUAAUCUAUGAUUCUAAGAAA